Molecule: messenger RNA, 5196 nt
Organism: Varanus komodoensis (Komodo dragon)
Lineage: Eukaryota; Metazoa; Chordata; Lepidosauria; Squamata; Varanidae
Gene: SLC37A3
Product: solute carrier family 37 member 3
Exons: 15
Coding region: 256-1773 (505 amino acids)
Biological process (GO): transmembrane transport
Cellular component (GO): endoplasmic reticulum membrane
Molecular function (GO): transmembrane transporter activity
Source: RefSeq, a predicted model, not a curated record
GUGGUUACGUGGAAGCUUUAUGGAGACUUAAGGGAAGGCGUCCUUGAUGACUGCUUUUGCCGCUCUGGGCUGGAGAAGGUGAUAGUAUGGGGUGACAGCCCCACGGGGAUGGCGUGAGCAGGACUGGCGAGCAUUUAUUCCGCUUCUGUGUUUUCCAGUCCUGCAUCAGGGAGAAGAGAAAUGACAUAGCCUACAUUCCAGCAUUAAAGGGCGAAGAGGGCUGGGGAGGGAGCUGGGGAAACUGGAAGGACAGCGAUGCCUGGAAUUUUGAGGAGGCAGCCCGUGAACAGGGCACUGGCAUCACAGGUCACACAUCAUCACGUGGCCGUGUUCCUGCUCACUUUCUUCAGCUACUCUCUGCUUCACGCCUCCAGGAAAACAUUUAGCAAUGUCAAAGUCAGCAUCUCCAGCCAAUGGACCCCUUCCUGCCUUAACAAUACUACCUUCAAUCUCCAGCCAUAUGAGCUCUGGAACAGUAGUCAUUUAUUUCCAGAUGCUGAAGGAGCCACACUUUUCCUUGGGACUCUGGAUACAAUCUUCCUCUUUUCUUAUGCUGUGGGUCUUUUUGUCAGCGGAAUCAUUGCAGAUCGCCUGAAUAUGCGCUGGGUCCUGUCGUUUGGCAUGUGUUCCUCUGCAUUAGUGGUAUUUGUGUUUGGCACUCUCACCGAAUGGCUGCAUUUCUACAACGUAUGGUUCUAUUCCUUUCUGUGGAUUGUGAACGGCUUGCUACAGUCCACUGGCUGGCCCUGCGUCGUAGCUGUCAUGGGAAACUGGUUUGGCAAAGCCGGGAGGGGUUUUGUUUUUGGACUCUGGAGUGCCUGUGCCUCAGUGGGCAACAUCCUCGGAGCAUUCCUUGCCUCAUCAGUGCUGCAGUAUGGCUAUGAGUAUGCCUUCUUGGUGACAGCAUCAGUACAGUUCGCGGGAGGAGUCAUUGUGUUCUUUGGCCUUGUGAUUUCUCCCAAGGAGAUAGGUCUCCCUGAAGUUGGCGAAGAGACUGAUGGUGCUGCUGAAGAAGGUGCCAGUGAGCCACUGAUCGGUGGUGACACCAAUGAAGAUGACGAGGAGCAGAAUUACUCCAUUCAGGCCACUGACUUGAGCAGCAGUGGCAGCGGCCCCCAGCCCGAAGCCAUCGGGUUUUUUCAGGCGUGUUGUCUGCCUGGAGUUAUCUUGUAUUCCUUGGCCUACGCCUGCCUGAAGCUGGUGAACUACUCUUUCUUCUUCUGGCUGCCCUUCUACCUCAGCAACAAUUUUGGAUGGAAGGAGGCAGAAGCUGACAAGCUCUCGAUUUGGUAUGAUGUCGGAGGGAUUAUAGGUGGCACCAUCCAAGGCCUCAUAUCCGAUAUGUUGCAGAAGAGAGCCCCUGUGCUAGCCAUCAGCCUCACCUUGGCCGUUGUGUCUCUCUUUGGAUACAGCCGUUCACCAAACAGCAAAGCUAUCAACGCUGUUAUCAUGGCAGUCACAGGCUUUUUCAUUGGAGGUCCUUCCAACAUGAUCAGUUCUGCCAUUUCUGCAGACCUGGGGCGUCAGGAAAUGGUGAAAAGCAGCAGCGAGGCACUAGCAACCGUGACAGGAAUUGUGGAUGGCACGGGAAGCGUCGGAGCAGCUGUGGGGCAGUACCUGGUAUCAUUGAUCCAAGAGAAGCUGGGAUGGAUGUGGGUCUUCUAUUUCUUCAUUCUGAUGACCACUUUAACAGUGCUGUUCAUCACACCUUUACUAGCAAAGGAAAUCCGCAUGCUCCUGGUGCAGAGGCAGCUGCGCAGGGCGGCUGGUUGACACCGCCCUCGUGUCGCCAUCCAAUGGAACUCUUCCAGGAAGACCACCCAAGGGAGAGGGGUGUUUUUAGAACUUUUAGCACUUCACUUUUACUUCUUAAUUUACCUGGAAGGCUUUGCUGCUGAGAAGUCAGAGCCUAAAGUCAUCGCAACAGUUGGCUGCCACUUAGACAUGGCUGUUUGUUUGGAGAACUUAUUGAGCAGGCCAGAGAAGGACAUUUUCCUUUUGAUUGUUACCUCUUGUUCCUUGGACUACUUGAAGAAGUAGUCAAAAUCAUUAGGUAGGACCUUGACCAGGCUGAAGCAUUUUGGGCUGCAGGUGGGGGAUCUCACCUAUGAAUCCUGUCCCAGAAAAUUUAAUCUCUUUGUAUGCAGAAAAUGAGAAGGUUCAAGAAAGGAAUUCAGACAUGCCUCCUUUCCAUCAUGCUGGUUAUCUCUGUGAAAGAAAUGACCAGAAUGGAGGUGGGUGGUGAGCGGAUCAUUCAAAGCUGCAAGCCCUACCUGCAGCCUGAAGUGGUACAGUCCAGGGAAAGCUUUACCACUUGAUGCUGAUUACUUUGGAUAAGGUAGCCCUCCUGUAUUGUUUGUACUGUUCUAAGCCUUUAUCUUACAUCUGGAUACCUUACAGUUGACAGAUGUCUAAAACUGACAGGCUUCUUUACAACUUAAGCAAGAGGGAAAAGUCUUUUCAUUUGAUACCAAAACACUGUUUCAAAUUUGCCUCAGGCCAGUCCAAUGUAAAGUUUUCAAACUGAUGGUGCCAUCUCUCUGCCCCCUGGUUUCCUCCCUGGCUGUUUGUUUACAAAAUGCCUAGCAGGAAACUGGAGGAGCAGCCCAGAUCCUUAGCAUCCUCAUGUAAAAAAAGAAGUCAUGUUUUUAUUCUAUUUUUAAAUACUUGUGCCAGUGUUAUGGCCUGUGCUCAUUUAACCUUCCUGUGUUUAACUGUGCAAUUGCAUUCCAUACUUGAUUUAUUUUUCUUUUAACUGCCUCAUGUGCAAGAAUGAGACUGCAUCUCUGGAGAUGUGCCAGAGCCAAAUCAUUUCAUGCAGAAGCAUGGCAAAGUUUUACCAGUGUCCUUAAAAUUAAGGUGAAUGUGAUUUUGAAUGGCGUUCAGCAGCUGAUCAGUGGGGAGGGUUUAAUUAUCAGAUAUGCUCUGGUGUCUGGUCAGCUGUGAUCACUUGCACUUGAUAUCCAUUGAGAGAAGAUUGAAGACUUCUAGGGGAGUCAGCCAGGUUUCAUCUCUCCAUUCUGGCCUAAAAGAACAUGGUUGAAUGAUCCUUCAACCUGCACCAAAGGCAUCUUGAAGGUGGAAUUUACUAUCACAAAAUGUGCAGAAUGACUGCCAAAAUAGGCAGCCUUUCCAUUGCCCCCUUUCCUUUGUUGAGUUCUGCAUAGUUCAGCAUGGUCCAUGGACCUCAUGCCAUAGAAUGACAGUAGAAAAAUGCAGUUUGGUGGUGUCAGAAAAUGAUGCCAGCUGAACUCAGUAGGCAUAUUUCAUGGCACCCCACCCUGGCAAUAAGCUGUGGUGGGUGGUUGUCAUGUGAACAAUCCACGGUGUGCCUGAUAGAUGAUCUGGCUCACCCUAGAUGGCUGCUCACACUCCCUUCUCAGUCCUCCCAUGGGCAUCCCAGCUGCCCCUGCAGGAGGACCAAGUUGUCUCUUCCCCCUCCCCAGGGCAAGGGUGAGUCAUUUGGGGCUUGCUGCAGUUGUCUUUCCCCUUUAAACAGGCUCCCUUGAUCAUGAAACCUGGAUUUUCAGGGCUGCAGUAGCACCUUGGAAGGACUGUCCAGGGCUGUCCAGCUCUUUUUCAACCCCUGCUCCCAAUUUUUUACCAACAUUUGUGUUUUUCUACAAGCAUUUUUAUACCCACUCCUGCACAACUCUGAAUGGGGAGCCUUGGGUGGGCAUUGUGCAGGGGCUUGCCCAUGGGCACAGCCCCUGGGCAUUGCCCCACAGAAGCAACAGGUAAAUUUAUUUCUUCCCUUUGGUUUCCUCUGACAGCUUUCAAAGGGCAAGCCAUCAAAUGUAAGCAAAGCUGUGGAUGAUCUCCUGAGACUGAGGGGGAAGAAACAAUUAAGGCACAGUCCUGGCAAGUAAGGCACUGCCAGCUAAGGAAUGCUGGGAAUUGUGGAGCUUUUUUCUGUCUAAACAUGCAUAGGAUCGUGCCCUUAUUUGCAAAUUUGGAGGAAAAGGGAUUUUUUUCUUUUCCAAAACUGCCUUUAUAAAUAUUCAAUGUGCAGCGAUAGCCUUUCUUUUGUGCUAUUAUUAUUUAUGACUACAAGUGUUUGAAUCAUGUUGUGACUCCUGUGAAUGAAACGUUCUUGGUAUUUUCAGGGCCUCUUACUUGUUCGUUGCUCAACCAUUGUGUGCUCUCUUCUAGCAGUGCUGCUCAGUUCCACUGUUCUUCAGGAUGUGAUCAUUUCUGGGUGUUUCCUUUUUUUUAAAAAAAGGGGAGAGUCUUUCUUCUCUUUGCUUUUAAUUUGGCUGCCUAAUCCAUCAGUGGCAUGAAGAUGUAGAUUAGAUAUUCUUUUUCUUCCUUGUUCCUUUUCCACUCCAUUGCGGCAUCAGCUGUUGUGUGGGUUUGUCCUGACGAGAGAUGCUCUUGAUCCGUCUGGUUUGUUUUAUUGCUGAAAAGACACUUAAAUGGUUUGACCUUCAUAAUAACGACAUGCUCUGAAUUCUAGACCUGCUGUAGAUAAAAAGCCUUUCCCUAACCUUUAGGGUCUAUGCACACAAUCACUUUCCCACUUUUUGUUAACUUGAUCGGGGUGAUCCACAAAGCACUACGUCUUUAAAGGGAGUCCGAUAUUUGCUCAGCUCCCACCUCACAUGUCUGUGCAACACUAGGAAGGUUGGGAAAAAAAGCAUUUGUCAGAAUAAGUCCUCAGAAUCCCAAGUUUGAAAUGUCAUUCCUCAUGAGUAGCUUGGUUGGCCAGAGAUGAAGCCAGGUAUAUUCUAAGGUAGCUUUCCCUAAUUUGGUGCCUUCACGAUGUGGCAGUUCCUAUCAUUCCUACCCUGCACGGCCAUGCUGUGCCAGCCAGGGAUGAUGGGAGUCAUGUCAAAUGCAUUUGGAGGGUGCCAGGUUUGAGAACUCGUGGAACUCGUUUUGACAGAGGAUGCCUGUUCAGACAACUAGUUCUACUGCACUGGGAAUGCCUGUUGUCCUUCAGCCUAGGAAGGCCAUAAGCCUCAAAGCCUUCACUUCAGCACUGCAUAAGAUGACUCGCCAACGUUUCCAUUCAAAGGCUGAUAUUUGCAAACUAUUCUAUGGAUUCUUCAAAACACUCCAUACUUGACUGAUAACUAGUUAGGCACUUUCCACCCAUAUGUUUGUCUUUCAGAUCUGCUACUUUGUGUAACUGAGAGGAAAUGUUGUUAACUUUACAAAUUUUCAUGUGAAUAAAUUAUUUUUGGUAAAUUGGAA